AUUGGUGUUGAUAGAUGCAGCGAUUGUAAUUGGGAGAACCACGCCUACGAGAUUCCAUCAGUAUCGUUACACCGCUUACGGCACUGCGCUGGAUUGCUUCAAGGCAGUCACUGACGACCUCACGUGCUGGCGAUGGCUCACCCAGUGGCUUGUACGAUUCCAAUGGACCCCAGAGAGGAGGGCGAAGGAGGGAGCAAGGAGUGCAAGGCAACCAUCAAACAAUGGGCUCAGGACAUCUUGUCCUACUCAAGCCAGUACGGACAGAACAGAUGGAAGGCGACUGAUGUUUUGGGCCCACCGCGGGUCUAUCCGCACUAUGGGGACAUAGAUAAGGCCUGGUCCCCGGGUACUCAUACCGCCAAUGAAUACCUGAAGAUGACCUUCGAAAGGGCUGUGUACGUGACCAGGAUAGACGUCUACGAGACAUUCCACGCUGGCGGCGUCAAGAAGAUCGACCUGCUUCAUCCGUCUGGGGAAUGGGUCCAGGUGUGGCAGACCGAGAAGGUCAGCAAUAUAGAACAGAGUCGGAUAUUUACACCACCGCUUGAUCUCUCGAAAGUAAAUUUCAAAACGAAUGCUGUAGCAGUUUACAUCGAUUGUAGUAUAGCUGGUACGUGGGUACAGAUAGAUGCUAUCCAGCUCUAUGGGAUGUUGCAUGACGUUGGUAGCCAGCCCUCCAUGACGAAUCUAUCCGAAGACUACCAUUCUCUCGUCAACAGUGAACGGUUCAGUGAUGUUCAGUUCGAGGUGGAGGGGCAGACCUUCUAUGCCCAUCGCAAUGUCCUCGUCAGUCGGAGUGACUACUUCAGGGCCAUGUUCUGUGAUGGACUCAGGGAGUCUGCUAGUCAGAAUACGAUUCGCAUGCCGGACAUUAGCCCAGAAGCUUUCUUAGCCAUGUUGGAAUUCAUAUACUCAAACAAAAUAUGGUCGAAGUUGGAUUCGUUUACCUUGGUAGAAUUAAUGAGAGUUGCAGACAUGUUUUCCCUGGACGGCCUAAAACAGGUGGUAAGAGGAACACUCGCAAGCGAUAUCACCACGGAGAAUGUUGUACAGAUCUACACAGAGGCAUCAACCAAAUUGCCAGUCUUAGACGACAUCCGCACGAUGUGCCUCGAUUUCAUAUCGGAGAACUUUGAAGAAGUCACGAAGAGUGCCGCGUUCUGUGAUCUUCCGCAGGCGAUCAUGUUGGAGGUGGUGCAGAACGCAGCCAAGAACAUCAAAUGAGACUGAACUGUUCACAGAGCAACAGUUAUCAUAACAGCUGUUUGGAAGCCAUGAUCAGUGGAUUACAUUACAAUGUACAGCAUAUACAUGUAUACUUACGAUAAUAAU
Messenger RNA from Lineus longissimus, 1332 nucleotides. RefSeq lists its product as uncharacterized. NCBI's taxonomy places the organism in Eukaryota, Metazoa, Nemertea, Pilidiophora, Heteronemertea, Lineidae. The record is from RefSeq and is a predicted model, not a curated record. Gene Ontology annotation, molecular function: ubiquitin protein ligase binding. Gene Ontology annotation, biological process: proteasome-mediated ubiquitin-dependent protein catabolic process; regulation of proteolysis. Bases 133 to 1224 code for a protein of 363 amino acids. The transcript is spliced from 8 exons. Gene Ontology annotation, cellular component: cytoplasm.